AUGCCUCAACUUCCUGCUCUUCCGGAGCGCCAGAUAGUGGCGGUGGUGUGGACCUCCCUCGACCCGCAGCGUAUCAGCAUCGCCGUCAAUCCGCCCUUGAUCCAAAUCUCCCAAAUCACGGCUCUCAUCGAGAUCCUCAAAUAUGACACCCAGGUAGAUAUAUGGGACGGCAAUUGGGUGAGGAAGACGAUCAUAACAGACACGAUCGAAAUUGAGGACACCACGCGAGCCAUUCUGGCGCGCAAGACGACGGUGGGAAAAUGUAGAGGGCUGGGCUCAGAGAUAGCGGCCUGGGAGAGAUCGUGGAACCCUGGUCGUCCUGCGAUGUUAGCGCAUGUGUGUUUGGGAUCGAAGGGCCCGAUUGGAACGAUGGUCGUCGCAUGGCUGGAGCCCGACAAGACGGCUCACCCCUACCUCAUCUUCGUGGGCCAGACAAGCGGGCUCCCCUUCGGCGCGUUCCUCCACUUGUGCCUGGAACAAGUGAGCGCGACAGCGACAACCACCGCCCCGCUCAGACCAACGGCAGGCAUGGGAUGUCAGAUUCAGUUCUGGCAUCCUCAGAUAUCAACAUGGGUUCAGGCGUCUGCAGAAAGCCCGGCGCCGAAGGGCCCCAUCAUCCUUAUUCGAAACUCCGCCAAUGCGUGGGCAAGAGACGCCGGCUACAUGAUGCAGCAAUGGGAGAUGGCUAACCCUCAGUACCUGGCCGAGCAAUCUCAGACCGAGGUGCCUGGUUUUCCACUUUUGAUACGAUCUAUAUCGAAUCUAAUGGCCAAGCAGGGCGAGGAUAUACUGGCGCCGCUCGAGGCGGAGGCGCUAGGCGGGAUGGCGGGUCGGUUGUCAAGGAUCAAGGACGAACCGUCCAACGCUGAGAAUCUCCUCUCCGCAAACCAAGAGUUUCUCCAGGCCGACGCGGAGAUGGACGUGGAACUCGGGCAGUCUACCCCGUUUGUACAGCCUUACCACAUCCCCGAGGGGGUUAGCUUCGAGGAGUUCCUUCGUCAGAGCAUCGAUGACUACUAG
Epithele typhae is the source of this 1020-nucleotide messenger RNA. RefSeq lists its product as uncharacterized. Lineage: Eukaryota; Fungi; Basidiomycota; Agaricomycetes; Polyporales; Epitheliaceae. The record is from RefSeq and is a predicted model, not a curated record. Bases 1 to 1020 code for a protein of 339 amino acids. The transcript is spliced from 3 exons.